Molecule: messenger RNA, 2728 nt
Organism: Exaiptasia diaphana
Lineage: Eukaryota; Metazoa; Cnidaria; Anthozoa; Actiniaria; Aiptasiidae
Product: dynactin subunit 2
Biological process (GO): mitotic spindle organization
Cellular component (GO): cytoplasm; centrosome; dynactin complex
Source: RefSeq, a predicted model, not a curated record
AGAUUCCUGGGCAAGAAAUCAUUACGGAAGGAAAAUUUUACAGGGCCAGGAGCCCAGUAAUGGGCUCCUGACAGGGCUUCGAAAAGGAGACUACCCCUACCCCCCCUACCCUCACUAAAAUGUUUGAUAGAGGAGCCUAGAACGAGUCCUUCCUUGAUCCAAUAUGGCGGCCAGAAGUAAAUAUGCCAACCUCCCGGGAAUAGACAACCAACCUGAUGUUUUCGAGACUCCAGAUGUGGAUAACUCAAAUCAAAAUGGACUCGAAUCMAAUGAUGAUAAUAUGGAUGAAAAUGUAGAAGUCCUUAAAAUAGAUUCCAGGAAGGCUUAUGAUAGUUUUAAAGGAAGAUAUCUUGACUCCAAUGAAUCAGAUUUUUCUGAUAAUAUUGGAAUGAAACACAGAAAAGGAUACUGCGCAAAAACAGAGUAUGAAAUCCUUGGGGAGAGCAAAGAAAAGGAAAGACCAGAUCAAAAAUAUCAAAGACUACAACAUGAAAUGAGAGAACUUGCUGAAGAACUUGAACAAAUAAAGGAUGCCUCAUUGGAUGAGAAAGAAGCAAAGAAGCUCUCUCCUGUCACUCUUGCACAAGAGGUUAAAGUACUUCAACAAGAUUGAAAACACAGUUGGAAUCUUUUAAAACCCAAGAAACUGGUGAUUCCAAAGCCUCAAAGGCUGUACUACAAACCAGAACAUGCUAAGUUUAACCAACUUUCAAAGAUGAGUGAUCUUGAGAAAAGGAUUUCAACUUUGGAAAAAGUACUUGGAAAUGAUCUUGCGCAAGUGUCAUCUCUAACAGCYGAUCUUGAAAUCAAAGAAAAAAAUAUCUUGGGAAUUGUUUCAGCCAUUCAAUCCAAGGUUGCCUUGCUUGAUCCAAACCAUGUUGAACACAUUGAUGCAAGGCUUCAGGGUAUCCUACACCAUGUAACUCAGGUUUCAGAGAAGAAAGAUUCAGUUGAAAAUGCAGCUAAACAGUCUAAGGUCAAUGAACUUUAUGACCUCAUCAGCAAAUGGGAUUGUGUUGUUGAUGUUGUACCUGACGUCAUCAAGCGUCUUCAUUCUUUGAGGUUUCUCCAUGAACAAGGGAGUGAAUUUGGACAAACACUUGUUCAGCUUGACCGUGCUCAACAUGAAGUCACAGAUCAGUUAAAGACACAAGAAAAACUCUUAAAGGAGGUGGAUCUAAAGUUUACCUCCAAUAUGUCUGCUAUUCAAGAAAACUGUGGCAAAAUUGAAACCAGGAUUAGUGCCCUGCAAUCAAAGAUUGAAAAACGAGGUCGAUGAUGAGUUUAUUGGACAUAUUAGAGAUCAAAGUAACUAAUAGCUGUUAUAAUUAUAGUGGUGACUUUACAAUAGACAACUUAAAAUAUGACAAGAAGUACGAGGUAGGCUCCUCCGCAGGCGUCUCAUUUACUUUCCACCCCUCUACUUUUGGGCUUCCUGUUUGCUGAAGGAGACUUCAUUUCUUGCAACCUAAGGUCUUAGCAGAGCAGCCCUAGGAACGAGGUUACAUUUCUUGCAAGGUCCUCAAGGCCCCCACUCGGCUAAUAGGAUACCAGAGGGAUCCCAAAAGGUUAAAAGAGAGUGUUGCUUGCGGAGGAGGCUAAAUACAAGGAUGAAAACGAGUUUAAAAUUGGCUUAAUACGAGUUACUGAUUAUGAACUGUAGUCCUGCAGAUGGACUGAAACAAUUAAUUAUAGACAAGAAGUCGAGUGAAAUCAAUCUCCAACAGCUCACUGAAAGCCAUUUUUAAAACUUUACUCGUAAUCGUGUUCUCGUCCUUGUUGUCAAAUCUAAAUUUCUCUAUUUAUGAAGUUUACUGUAUGUUCAAUGUCUGUAUCUGUAAGGCCGCAUAUACUAUAGACGAAAAGGAUUGUCAACUUGUUGCGGUUUUAGAAUGACACAAAACUGUAGGACAGGUUUGAAACAUCGAUUACUAUGUUUGAAAUGAGAGAGGAAGAAAAACAACUUCUCUCAACUUUUUUUCGCCUUUUUUUGCUUUCCUCGACUGUGAUCAUGGCGAAUAGCCAAUCAGAAUGCUGAUAUUAUGAUAGUGGAGACUAGCGGUAAACUAGUGUGAGCUGUGUCGAUGUCAGUUCUAAAUAAACAGUUGUGCAAAAAAAUAAAUUUUAACACCGUAAAAAAGUAUUCGAAACACAACUGACGUUUCGGACGUUAAUCCUUCGUCGGAGUAAGACUCUACAUCUAAAUCUACAUAGUUCCAGCACUUGGCAAUGUUCAUUGUGUUACUAGCUGUAUAUUAGUAUGAGGUCUCAUUGACUAGUAACCUUUAUACGAACACUACGCCAAGCCGACCUCAAUGCUGGUGAGAUGAGCCCUGGCCACACCACCGGGAACUCCGUGCCCUACUUAGUCUCAUGCUAAUGAGAAGUGUAGAGAGACGGGACCUCCGAUUUAACGUCGUUAUCCGAGAGGACGUGAAGAUCUUACCAUUUGCAGAUGGAGAAACAAAGGCAGCAACUUUUACUCAAUUAUUUUAAGACCCUGAGUAUUGGUCCGGGCAGGGUUCGAACCCACGACCUCCCGCAUUGUAGUCCGAUGCUCAACCAACUGAGUCAAUCCGUAUGCGACAGACUAAUGUCUGAAACGCCAGUAAGUUGUUUCACCUACUUUUUUACGGUGUUAAAAUUUAUCUUUUUGCACAACUGAUAUCAUGAUAGUCCAAAGUUUUAUGACGUGAUACCAAAAGCCACUAUUAGGCUGUGUAAUAGA